Molecule: messenger RNA, 1632 nt
Organism: Rhododendron vialii
Lineage: Eukaryota; Viridiplantae; Streptophyta; Magnoliopsida; Ericales; Ericaceae
Product: UDP-glucose 4-epimerase GEPI48-like
Exons: 9
Coding region: 301-1347 (348 amino acids)
Biological process (GO): rRNA processing; galactose metabolic process
Cellular component (GO): cytosol
Molecular function (GO): UDP-glucose 4-epimerase activity; RNA binding
Source: RefSeq, a predicted model, not a curated record
AAGACUUUUGCAGUUUUGAUCGUUCGUUCGUUCCCUUUUUCCUUGAAAAUGGCAGGAGUAUAAAAGGAGAGACUUCCAGAUUUGCUCCAUUAAAAUCUCAGAUUACUCCCACUUUACUGCCCUUCCUUUUCGGACUCACUCUCACGCAUUUACUACUUUUUCACAAGUCCGAUUCCAAGUCCCAAUUCUUCAAAUCCCAUUCCUGAUUUGAUUCCUCUUUCCUCCCUAGAUCCAAGCUCGCUCUCUCUCUCUCUGCGUGCGUGCGUGUGUGUAUGUACAUACAUUCACGCGAAUAGGUAGAUGGGGGAGAAGAUACUGGUGACGGGGGGCGCCGGUUACAUAGGAAGCCACACGGUGCUUCAGCUCCUCUUGGGCGGUUACAACGUGGUGGUGAUCGACAAUCUCGACAACUCCUCCGCCGUCGCAAUCGACCGCGUUCAGGAACUCGCCGCUGAAUAUGGCCCCAACCUUACCUUCCAUAAGAUGGACCUUAGAGAUAAGCCUGCACUAGAGAAGUUUUUUGCUUCCACAAUGUUUGAUGCUGUCAUCCAUUUUGCUGGAUUAAAAGCUGUUGGUGAAAGUGUGCAGAAACCCUUGAUGUAUUACAACAAUAACCUUAUCGGUACGAUCACUCUAUUGGAAGUCAUGGCUGCCCAUGGAUGCAAAAAGCUCGUGUUUUCAUCAUCAGCUACUGUUUAUGGUUGGCCGGAGAUGGUACCGUGUACGGAGGAGUUUCCCCUAUCUGCUGCAAACCCGUAUGGACGAACCAAGCUAGCCAUUGAGGAAAUAUGCCAAGAUAUUCACCGAUCGGACUCAGAGUGGAAAAUCAUCCUGUUGCGUUACUUCAAUCCGGUUGGUGCACAUACUAGUGGCUAUAUUGGUGAAGAUCCUCGUGGAAUCCCAAACAAUCUCAUGCCUUUUGUACAACAAGUAGCUGUUGGUAGGCGACCUGCACUUACAGUAUUUGGAACUGACUACUCUACAAAAGAUGGUACUGGGGUCCGUGAUUACAUUCAUGUUGUGGAUUUAGCCGAUGGCCAUAUUGCUGCCUUGAACAAGUUAUCGGAUCCUUCCAUAGGUUGUGAAGUGUACAACUUGGGUACUGGAAAAGGAACAUCGGUUUUGGAAAUGGUAUCAGCAUUUGAGAAGGCAUCUGGAAAGGAAAUUCCUCUAGUUUUCUCCGGGCGGCGGCCUGGUGACGCUGAAACUGUAUAUGCAUCCACUGAGAAAGCAGAACAUGAGUUGAACUGGAAGGCUAAAUACGGAAUUGAAGAUAUGUGUCGCGAUCAGUGGAAUUGGGCAAGCAAGAACCCUUACGGAUUUGAAGCUCCAGACUCCACUUCUUGACUGGAAGCCAAGCUUGUGUCUGUAGACUUCUUACCAGAAGUAAAGUUUCAAGUUCACAAGUUUAUUAAUUUUGUUAGGAUUCUAGUGAGGGUUAAUAUGAUUUUUCCUUGUUCAAAUCCUCUAGCUAGUCCUGAGAAAAGAUCUUGAAGCAUAGUUUUGUAUUCCCUCCGUUCGUCCCUUAUGGGACUUUCAUUUUGACCAUUCACACAUUUCGUAAAAUUAUAUGUAUUUGUUAAUGUAUAAUAUUUUUUUUAUAUGUAAUAUGAAUUUUGUUUGAUAGAUUCA